GGUGCGAAGCGCCGGCGCGAACCCCGCGUCCGCCCAGCGAUCGUAGAGGAAGUGGCCCUGCUCCGGGUGGGGUGGGCAGGGAGACGCCCCCCGCCACUCGCUCGCUGGAGUUUGCCUGCGCGCCGGGCCUCUUCGGCCCCGAGUCCCGGGCUCCCCCUCCGGAUCACCGACGGCAGCUGGAUCCGGAGAGUAUGGUGCCAGCGCCCGGGUUAAUCUAGUCCUCCGCUCGCUCCUGUUUUCUUCCUCUCGCUCCUCCUUGACCUCCUGCCGGUGCUGCCUCGGGGUUCCCGGCGUGUGGGAGUACAACUCUCUGCCUCUCCAAGGAGACUGGUUUGCAACCCCCUAAUAACCUAACUUGCCUCAUUGGAAGCAAACCCAGAACAGCUGGAUAAUGUCCACUCCGAGCAGAUUCAAAAAGGACAAAGAGAUCAUAGCCGAGUAUGAAAGUCAAGUCAAAGAAAUUCGGGCUCAACUGGUAGAACAACAAAAAUGCCUGGAGCAGCAAACGGAGAUGCGAGUUCAGCUUCUCCAGGACCUGCAAGAUUUCUUCCGGAAAAAAGCAGAAAUUGAGACGGAAUAUUCCCGGAACCUUGAGAAGUUAGCGGAAAGGUUCAUGGCAAAAACCAGAAGCACAAAGGAUCAUCAGCAGUACAAAUUGUCUGCUCACAGGCUGCAUGCAGCAAUGGCAGACCUUUGUCACCUGGAUGCUGAAUGCCACAUUCACCUAGCAAUGCCUUUAGUAGUAACUACUCUAGGAGAUGCCCUAGGUUCCAGGGAGCAAGCCUGUAGGUCUCCAGGAAUAGAAAUCAUGGCCAAGCCCCACCCAGUGUUGCGCUUGUUACAGUGCUCUGUAGAGAAAGCUGUUUUGGCUCAAGGGGAAGUUACAAGCAAGUGUCACAGUAGCAUGUUAGGACUGUACCAGGUAAGAGGAAGGGGGAGAGUCCGGGCAGAUGGAACAAAGAGCUUGGGAAAAGCACUGAGAUGUGAAAGCAGGACCUGCAAGUUAGCAGUUUAUGGCGAGGCUGACAGAUACAGGAGCAAAGAGAUUGCAUUCCAGCUUCAUGAGGAUUUAAUGAAGGUUCUUAACGAGCUGUACACGGUGAUGAAAACAUACCAUAUGUAUCACGCAGAGAGCAUCAGUGCAGAGAGCAAGCUGAAAGAGGCCGAGAAACAAGAGGAAAAGCAAAUUGGACGGUCUGGCGAUCCAGUCUUUCAUAUUAGACUCGAAGAGAGACAUCAGCGGCGAAGCUCUGUAAAGAAAAUUGAAAAAAUGAAAGAAAAGAGACAAGCCAAGUAUUCGGAAAAUAAGCUGAAAUCGAUUAAGGCACGGAAUGAAUAUCUCCUAACACUUGAAGCCACCAAUGCCUCAGUUUUCAAGUAUUAUAUUCAUGAUCUUUCAGAUUUAAUUGAUUGUUGUGAUCUUGGCUACCAUGCAAGUCUGAACAGAGCCCUGAGAACAUAUCUCUCUGCGGAGUAUAACCUUGAAACCUCCAGACAUGAAGGCUUAGACAUCAUUGAGAAUGCAGUUGACAAUUUGGAGCCCAGGAGUGAUAAGCAGAGAUUCAUGGAGAUGUACCCUGUUGCCUUCUGUCCACCAAUGAAGUUUGAAUUUCAGUCUCACAUGGGUGAUGAGGUGUGUCAGGUCAGCGCUCAGCAGCCGGUCCAGGCGGAGCUGAUGCUCAGGUACCAGCAGCUACAGUCCCGACUGGCCACGCUCAAAAUCGAGAAUGAGGAGGUUAAGAAAACAACCGAAGCCACCUUGCAGACAAUACAAGAUAUGGUCACAAUCGAGGACUAUGAUGUUUCCGAAUGCUUUCAGCAUAGUCGCUCCACAGAGUCCGUGAAAUCUACUGAAUUCAGAGAAAAAAGAGAAACAGUGUUGUUGACAAUGACAAGGAAUCGCAUGGCUGCUGCUAGAUCCACAGUUUGUCAGCCUGUUACCAAGGGCCCAGUUGAAAACAAAUCUUUCCUUCUGCAGAAACUCAGAGAAUACUUGGAAGGUAGCAAUCUCAUCACAAAACUUCAAGCCAAACAUGACUUGUUGCAGAGGACCCUUGGAGAAGGUCACAGAGCUGAGUAUAUGACUACAAGCCGAGGACGAAGGAACUCGCACGCGAGACAUCAGGACUCGGGACAGGUCAUCCCCCUCAUUGUGGAAAGCUGUAUCCGGUUCAUCAAUCUCUACGGUCUUCAGCAUCAGGGGAUUUUCAGAGUGUCUGGUUCCCAGGUGGAAGUCAAUGACAUUAAAAAUUCAUUUGAGAGAGGGGAAAACCCUUUGGCUGAUGACCAGAGUAACCAUGAUAUUAACUCAGUUGCUGGCGUUCUGAAGCUCUAUUUCCGUGGGCUGGAAAACCCCCUCUUUCCUAAGGAAAGAUUUAAUGAUCUGAUUUCUUGUAUCAGAAUAGAUAAUCUCUAUGAGAGGGCGCUUCACAUCCGCAAACUCCUGCUGACCUUGCCCAGGUCGGUCCUUAUAGUGAUGAGGUACCUCUUUGCCUUCCUCAAUCAUCUUUCACAAUACAGUGAUGAGAACAUGAUGGACCCUUAUAACCUGGCCAUUUGCUUUGGCCCAACAUUGAUGCCCGUCCCAGAAAUACAGGAUCAAGUGUCUUGCCAGGCUCAUGUGAAUGAAAUUGUCAAAACCAUUAUCAUCCACCAUGAGACUAUUUUCCCAGAUGCUAAAGAGCUGGAUGGCCCUGUUUAUGAGAAAUGUAUGGCUGGAGACAACUACUGCGACAGCCCAUACAGCGAGCACGGUACAUUGGAGGAAGUGGAUCAGGACGCGGGGACAGAGCCCCACACCAGUGAAGACGAAUGUGAGCCAAUAGAAGCCAUAGCCAAGUUUGACUAUGUUGGGCGAUCUGCCAGAGAACUGUCCUUCAAGAAGGGAGCCUCCCUGCUGCUGUAUCACCGCGCGUCUGAGGACUGGUGGGAAGGAAGACACAACGGCAUUGAUGGGCUUGUACCUCACCAGUACAUAGUGGUGCAAGAUAUGGACGAUACAUUUUCUGACACUCUGAGCCAAAAAGCAGACAGCGAGGCCAGCAGCGGGCCAGUCACUGAAGACAAGUCUUCAUCCAAGGAUAUGAACUCCCCAACAGACCGUCACUCUGAUGGCUAUUCAUCCAGCUACCUUUACCACAAUGAUAUUGAAGAGACGAUGAACACUGCUUUGAAUGAACUCCGAGAACUGGAGAGGCAGAGUACGGCAAAGCACGCCCCCGACGUGGUUCUGGAUACCUUAGAACAAGUGAAAAACUCGCCCACGCCAGCCACUUCCACCGAAUCUCUCAGCCCUUUGCACAACGUUGCCCUCCGGAGCUCAGAGCCUCAGAUUCGACGAAGCACUAGCUCUUCCAGUGACACAAUGAGUACUUUUAAGCCGAUGGUGGCGCCCAGAAUGGGUGUGCAGCUGAAGCCUCCAGCCCUGCGGCCGAAACCUGCUGUUCUUCCAAAAACAAACCCUACCAUAGGACCUGCACCUCCCUCCCAGGGUCCGACAGACAAGUCUUGCACGAUGUAAAAACCAGCUGAGCAAGGUCCCACGGGGAGGUGAUUUAAAAAAGAAAACGGAUUCGUGACAACAGUCGGCAGUCCAUAACUUUCCUUUAGUGUUGUGCUUAUAACUGGAACUCUUCUGGCUUUUCUAUGUUCUCGAAUGUAAUGUCUAAAACUAGCUAAAGUAACAUGGGCAUUUGUAUUUUGUAAUUUCUUUUUUUUUUUUUAAUAACUGGACAUAUCUUCUGUCAUUUUAAAGACAAUAGAAACACUUAGACUUACUUGAAAAUUCAAUGCUGCACCGUUUGUAAUGAAGGCAACGCCACACUGCUCUCCGUAUUACGCAGUGAGUGCUUCAGGUUUGGUGUAGCCUGGCCGAGUCCGAAAUGUCUGGAUCCGAAGGCUCAAGAACCUGAGCUCCAGUUGGUCUGUGGCAGUUGGGGUAGUGGCGGAAAGGAGAAUGGCAUUGUUUAGUAGCUGACAGUGAGCACCUCUGAUUCCAUGCAGUUGUCACAGUGGGACAUUCCCAGUGGGCCCUUCAGCCAUAGCCUGAAGGAGUUGGGUGAUGGCCUCUUUCAUAACAAGUCAUUUCCCUGGGUCCAGGCUGAUGACUCAGCGGAAGGGGGUAGAACCUGUGCAGUUAUUGCCUGAACUGAACCUGGGAAAGGAGAGAGAGAGGCAGUCCUCCAGAGCUAUCGAUGUGACUCCUUCCACAAGCCCGAUCAGGCUCCAGGAGACUUUCUGGUUACGUUACUCCACUAAUGCCUUCUGGGAUCUGUUGUUCAGUAACUGCCUGACAAUAUUUCCAGCUCCCCCAAAUCUCUGUGCCCUCCUCUGUGGGAAUGGAGAAGGCAAGCAGCACACAAGCCCUUGGUUUACUCAGCCUUCUCUUCUCCUGACUAAAUGACCUUGGUUUCUUUAAACACACUACAGAGGCCUGAUGAUCCUAAAUUGAAUCUCCAGCUUUCGUCUCCGUUGGUCUCCUUGAGCCAACCUGGAGCUGGCUAUGGUACUGGAGGGAGAGCCGUGCCGGCCACGGUGGGAGGAUUACCUCGUGGUGCCAGGGUCAUUUCCUCCCAACUUUGCACCCUGGAGCCAUGACUUUUUUUUUUUUCUUUUCUUUUCUUGCCUUUUUUCAUGUGGUCUCUACAUAACUCACAUAGUCAUCUGAGUUCCACUAGGGUCCCUCUUUCUCUGACAUCCUAGCACAUAGACAACUUUAGCCCAUAUUUAUGCUGUUUCCCUCUGUCUUAAAAAGGUCACUUUGAAUUCAGUUUCUU
This is a messenger RNA of Hipposideros armiger (great roundleaf bat), 4775 nucleotides long. RefSeq names its product SLIT-ROBO Rho GTPase activating protein 1 (gene SRGAP1). Gene Ontology annotation, biological process: signal transduction. Gene Ontology annotation, molecular function: protein binding. NCBI's taxonomy places the organism in Eukaryota, Metazoa, Chordata, Mammalia, Chiroptera, Hipposideridae. The record is from RefSeq and is a predicted model, not a curated record. The transcript is spliced from 25 exons. The coding region runs from base 392 to 3520 and encodes 1042 amino acids.